This is a messenger RNA of Auxenochlorella protothecoides, 372 nucleotides long. RefSeq lists its product as hypothetical. The transcript has 2 exons. The record is from RefSeq and is a predicted model, not a curated record. Bases 1 to 372 code for a protein of 123 amino acids. Lineage: Eukaryota; Viridiplantae; Chlorophyta; Trebouxiophyceae; Chlorellales; Chlorellaceae.
AUGUACGAUCCCCAGGAUGCUCCUCGGCUUGUAUUCGUAACUCUGAAGGAUGCGCCCCAUCGCCGAAGGGUAGCCAUCCCCCUGCCCGAAAACGCCGCUUGGGACAAGUUCACCGCCUCCGUGGCAGCCAAGCUCAAGCUGGGGGCAGUGGACGGCGUGUUCCUGGCCAGCACCGGGGAGGUCAUCACGCGACUGGAUCAGUUGCAGGACAUCGACGACCUUGCUGUGACGGAGGUGGAACCUGCCGUCCAUGACGAGGACGGCGACAGCAAAUAUCAGAAGCGCCAUUCGGCGCUGCAGCGCACGCUGCAGCCGCUCUUCCCGGGCCUCUUUUCGUCCAGUAAUGGCCGAUUGCCAGUGACCACCAAGUAG